Pristis pectinata (smalltooth sawfish) is the source of this 1426-nucleotide messenger RNA. Its product is annotated as complement component C1q receptor-like. Gene Ontology annotation, biological process: cell migration. The transcript has a single exon. The record is from RefSeq and is a predicted model, not a curated record. Gene Ontology annotation, cellular component: external side of plasma membrane; extracellular matrix. NCBI's taxonomy places the organism in Eukaryota, Metazoa, Chordata, Chondrichthyes, Rhinopristiformes, Pristidae. Gene Ontology annotation, molecular function: extracellular matrix binding; extracellular matrix protein binding. Bases 79 to 1413 code for a protein of 444 amino acids.
GUGCGGAUCAAGUGUGGUCAAAGCUAACUCGCGUCUGAGAAAGUUGCGCGAAGGCAAGUACUCUCGGGGAGAGCUGACAUGCAUCGGUUGGUCUUCAUUUUGCUUUGGCUCCAGAAUUAUUUGGAAAAGUCUGGUGUUUGGUCCCAAACACAAACGUUUUGCAACGGUGGAACGUGUUACAGUUUGCACUGGGAUGGAGGCUCCUUUGUACAGGCAAAGGAGAGGUGUGAAGCCAACAAAGGAAUCCUGACCUCCAUGGAAAGUGAGCGCGAAGCAGAGAACAUUCGGCAGCUUUUAGAAAAUAACGUGAAUGUUGUUCCUCAACUGCAUCGCCUGUGGAUUGGACUUCACAGGAAGGUCAAGCAGUGCUACAUUGCUGAAAAGGCGCUACGUGGAUUCUCAUGGGUCAGCGGGAAUGACCAUUCUACCUACAACCCCUGGAUUCGGGAACCACUGCAAACCUGCAUUUACAAGAGAUGCGUGGAACUUGUGGUAAACUUCACAACGCGAAUACAACUGCAGUGGAAUGAUUCAAAGUGUGACACCAAAGGAAAUGAGGGUUUCAUCUGUAAGUACCAAAUGUGCGAAAGCCUAAACACUGACAUUGGAAAGGUCGUUUAUAAACCUCCUCUGCACACUGCAAGCCAAUUCUUUCCUCGUGUACCCCGAGGUUCGGUGGCCAUCAUUACUUGUAACAAUGGCAAUUCAGUCGCUGUGAAAUGUGGGCAACAACCGGGGCAAAUUAAAUGGUUACAUUCGAGAAACUUGGAAUCUCUAUGCAACAAUUGUUGGGAAAUUACAAAUAAUAGCUCUUGUCAAAAUGGAUGUUUUCAGACGGCCGAAGACGACUUCUGUUUCUGUGACAAGGGGUUUUCAGUGAAUCUUCAGCAGAAGAAAUGCGUUCCCGAGGGAGACGUGGAAAACGGUUUCAACACGUCGACCGGGACAUUCCUGAAAGUUAGUGAGAUCGCGGCUGCCAACACCAUUUCCCCUGUCUCCGGAUCAGCAUCCACAACAUCAAUACCUCUGCUCGGUCCUGCUGAAAAUUCGACGGCCACUCUUCCUCCAACUAUCAAAGGCUCAGAACCAGGAAAGCGGGAGGCUCGCUCAAAUGCGCCCUUCUUGAUAUACCAAGUUAUUAUUGGGGUCUUAGCUCUGAUGCUGCUGGUUGCAGUUACAGUGAUAAUUAUCAGGGAGCGGGGCAACAGAGGUGCCAAGAAAACGGAAGCCAAAGAACUUCAAAUGGAAACCAAAAAUGUAGAUUCUGUUCCCCAAGAGGACGAAAACGCCUCGGGGAGGACCAUUAUAAAUGUUACAAAUGAAAAUCAUUACGUGGAAACCCCGCCAGCGAGUGAAAACGAAAUUAACGUACCCAAGGAAAAUGGUGAAUUAAGUGUUUCGGUAGCACAGUGAAGAACCGCACGGA